GUUGCACGGACACCGGUUACAAAGGGCUUGGCGCAGCGUGUCCUUGGGAGUAGAGAGUUCGCGCUUGGCUGAGGUGUAUAUCGUCUGGGAGGAAAUCCGUAGAACGUGAGAUCAUAGCCAUGGGAGACGCAGAGAAAGGAAAGAAGAUCUUUGUCCAGAAGUGCUCUCAGUGCCAUACUUGUGAAAAAGGAGGCAAACAUAAGGUCGGGCCUAACCUGUACGGUUUGAUUGGACGCAAAACUGGUCAGGCUGCUGGCUUCUCUUAUACUGAUGCAAACAAAAACAAAGGUAUUACCUGGAAUGAGGACACCCUGAUGGAAUACUUGGAAAACCCUAAAAAAUACAUCCCUGGCACAAAGAUGAUCUUUGCUGGAAUCAAGAAGCAGGGGGAGAGGAAAGACUUGAUAGCAUACCUCAAAAGUGCAUGUUCCUGUUAAUUGCUUAAUCCGAUGCCUUAUUUAUUUCAAAGAGGGAACCCCAGUGAUGAGAUACUUUUACCGUUUAUAUUUUUAUUUGUACUGUCCAUACAUAUUUUAGAUCAUCUCAUCAGCAAAUGUAAAGUUAUUGAAUGAAAAAUUAUCUGUGAAAUGAAUUUGGCUGUGUAAGAUAUAUUUGUCACUUUGAGGAUCAGAAAAAAUUGGGCCGACAUAAAAAUUCUAUUCACUAAA
This is a messenger RNA of Rana temporaria (common frog), 668 nucleotides long. RefSeq names its product cytochrome c. The coding region runs from base 120 to 437 and encodes 105 amino acids. Gene Ontology annotation, cellular component: mitochondrial intermembrane space. The transcript has 3 exons. Gene Ontology annotation, molecular function: heme binding; electron transfer activity. NCBI's taxonomy places the organism in Eukaryota, Metazoa, Chordata, Amphibia, Anura, Ranidae. Gene Ontology annotation, biological process: mitochondrial electron transport, cytochrome c to oxygen; mitochondrial electron transport, ubiquinol to cytochrome c. The record is from RefSeq and is a predicted model, not a curated record.